AUGGGUUUGUGCUUGGGACUUCCUUCAUCAGAGCUGAAACGAAAUCCCGUGCCUACGUCAUAUGACCGCAGAACUCUGGUGAAUGCUGUUCUGCUGGAAUUUUCCAAGACCUACGGUCGCACCGUUCACCGUCCACUCCGCAUAUUUAUCAAUAUGGAUUCAGUGGCUAUUCCCUUCAUUGGAUUCAGCGUCUCACUGGCAGACGAUGAGCAGCAUCAGUCAGUGGAGUUCCAUACGUCGCAAAGGAAGUCACAACUGGAGUUCCCCGAGGGUCAGCACUGGGACCGAGAUGCAUCCUCUUUAUCAACGAAUUACGGCCGAUUAGAAUCUAACCAUAUAAUAAUCUCCUUUGAUGACGUGAAGGUCUGGCCGGGUACCAACCCGAAACAGUGUUACAGCUAA
Messenger RNA from Opisthorchis viverrini, 402 nucleotides. RefSeq lists its product as hypothetical. The coding region runs from base 1 to 402 and encodes 133 amino acids. The record is from RefSeq and is a predicted model, not a curated record. Lineage: Eukaryota; Metazoa; Platyhelminthes; Trematoda; Opisthorchiida; Opisthorchiidae. The transcript has a single exon.